Messenger RNA from Perkinsus marinus ATCC 50983, 258 nucleotides. RefSeq lists its product as hypothetical. The record is from RefSeq and is a predicted model, not a curated record. The transcript has a single exon. The annotation marks the transcript as partial. NCBI's taxonomy places the organism in Eukaryota, Perkinsozoa, Perkinsida, Perkinsidae.
AUGGUGGUUACAGCUAAUUUGAUUGACUCUAGCAUUAUCCUGCCGGUAUCUGAAGAACCUAGCUCUGAGCUGUUGGUGACUAGAGGGACGGUUGUGUGUCAAGUCGAGAAGGCUACUACUCCUACUAGAGGACCAUCGGUUGGGUCUAUGAACACUAAAGUGACGUUGCAUAACGGUACACUGUUCACGACUAAGAACUUUGACGUUCUCAAUCGUCUUGAGAGGGAAUGGAAGACGGCCGGAGAGGCCGCUGGCGCC